Molecule: messenger RNA, 3207 nt
Organism: Prunus avium (sweet cherry)
Lineage: Eukaryota; Viridiplantae; Streptophyta; Magnoliopsida; Rosales; Rosaceae
Product: pentatricopeptide repeat-containing protein At5g27110-like
Biological process (GO): RNA modification
Molecular function (GO): protein binding; RNA binding
Source: RefSeq, a predicted model, not a curated record
UCAAGCAUUCCUUCAAGUAUAAAAAAGAAAAGAUAACACGAACAUAGCAUUGCUUAUACCAUCCCUGAUAAAGGCCUGAGAAAAGAAAGAAGAGACAAACCACUGAACCGCCGCUAAUAAACCAACAAAAUAUAUAGGAUAAGGAAAGAACCCCUUUGAUGUUGGUCUAUCUUCUAUCUUCCUCACAUUCCCGCAAAAUGUGAAAGCCUCCACUAAUGGAUAUACCUGUCAGUCUAAGCCUUCAAAAUCUACCAAUCAAAGACCCAAAACCAAAAGACUGGAACUUGAUCAUAAAGCACCACGCCAAGCUCAAAAAUGACCAUGCAAUCCUCUCAACAUAUACCCAGAUGGAAUCUCUCGGAGUGGCACCCGAUAACACCUCUCUGCCUCUGGUUCUCAAGGCAUGUGCAAUGCUGAGUGCCAUCGAGAGAGGCAAGGGAAUACAUUCGAGUAUUCGGAACACGGGUUUAAUGAAAGAUGCUAGAAUUGGGACUGCCCUUGUUGAUUUUUACUGCAAAGGCGGGCUUAUCAAUGAUGCGGUUGAGGUGUUUGAUGAAAUGAGGGAGAGAGAUUUGGUUAUGUGGAAUGCUUUGAUACAUGGGUAUGUGAGGUGUUGUUGUUACAAGGAGGCUAUAUCGUUGUUCAUGCAGAUGCAGAAUGGGGGAUUGAAACCCAAUUCGCGUACUGUGGUUGCAUUGCUUUCAGCAUGUAGGGAGGUUUCAGAGUUGAGGUCCGGACAGGAGAUACAUGGCUAUGCCUUGAGGAAUGGUCUCUUUGAUUUGGAUGCUCAUGUGGGUACUGCUUUGAUAGGGUUUUAUCUGAGAUUCGACAUUAAAACAACACGCCUUACGUUUGAUUCGAUGGUUGUGAGGAACAUUGUCAGUUGGAAUGCAAUAAUUACAGGGUAUGUUGAAAUUGGAGAGUACUUGAUGACCUUGAAGCUUUUUGUACAGAUGCUUGUGGACGGGCUUAAGUUUGACUAUGUUUCAAUGUUGGUUGUUAUUCAGGCCUGUGCAGGAAUUGGAUCUAUUGAAUUAGGUAGGCAAAUUCAUCAAAUGGCUAUUAAGAAUAGUUACAGUGAUGAUCUGUUCAUAGUAAAUGCAUUGCUGAAUAUGUACAGUGAGUGUGGAUUUUUCGAGCUAUCACGUAAAUUAUUUGAAUUUGUCUCCAGCCGUGAUGUUGCUUUGUGGAAUUCCAUGAUAUCUGCAUGCAUUGAAUAUGGCUUUUAUGAGGAAGCUUUGAGCUUGUUUUCUAAAAUGCGAAUAGAAGGAAUCAGAGAAGACGAGAGAACUAUUGUUAUAAUGUUGUCGGUAUGUGAAGAUUUAGCUGAGGGCUUGAGGAACGGUAAAAGUUUGCAUGCUCUUGCAAGAAAGAGUGGGAUGAAAAUGGAUGCUUCUCUAGGAAAUACAUUGUUGAGUAUGUAUGCUGAAUUUAACUGUGUUGAAUCUGUUCAGAAGGCUUUUUCUGAGAUGAAAUACUCAGAUGUUAUCUCAUGGAACACUCUGAUCAGGGCACUAGCCUGCAAUGGAUUGCAAGAUGAAGCAUGGAAAAUAUUUGGGGUGAUGCGAGAAUCUGACACCAAACCUAACUCACAUACAAUAAUAUCUAUCCUUGCUACUUGUGAAGAUGAAACUUGUAUAAAUAUAGUGCGAGCAAUUCAUGGUUUUGUGAUAAAACAUGGUAUUGAAGCUGACCUAUCCUUGAACACUGCACUAACAGAUAUGUACAUGAAUUGUGGUGAUGAAGCAGCAGCUAGGACUGUAUUUGAGGGCUGUCCCAGUAGGGAUGUGAUCUCAUGGAAUGCUUUAAUUGCAAGUUACAUAAAAAACAAUGAAAUCGGCAAAGCUCAGUUACUCUUUAACCGUAUGGUUUCAGAAGUGAAUCCCAACUCUGUGACAAUCAUAAAUAUUCUAUCAUCAUGUACCCAGCUUGCCUCUCUGCCUCUAGGUCAAUGCUUGCAUGCUUAUGCAAAUCGGAGGCAAUUCUCAUUUGGUUUUGAUUUGUCUCUUGCAAAUGCUUUUAUAUCAAUGUAUGCAAGAAGUGGUAGCAUGCAAAAUGCUGAAAAGAUGUUUAAAAUUUUGCCAAAGAGGAAUGUUGUCUCAUGGAAUGCCUUGAUUACUGGGUACAGCAUGCACGGUCACGGACAUGAUGCUAUUCAUGCGUUCUUACAAAUGUUAGAAGAUGGUUUUCGACCAAAUGGGGCAACUUUUGUAGCUGUUCUAUCUGCUUGCAGACAUUCUGGUUUGAUAGAGAUGGGAUUGCAGCUUUUCCACACUAUGGUACGUGAUUUCAAGAUAUCACCUGAGCUUGUUCACUAUGGUUGUGUGGUUGACCUUCUUGGUCGUGCAGGCCGCUUAGAAGAAGGUAGAGAGUUUAUUGAAUCAAUGCCUGUUGAAGCAGAUGCAUCAGUGUGGAGAGCCUUGCUCAAUGCUUGUCGACUUCAUUCUGCCACGAAGUUAGCUAGAACCAUAUUUGAAAAACUUGUUGAAUUAGAACCGAUGAAUGCAGGGAAUUAUGUUCUGAUAUCUAAUAUAUAUGCUGCAGCAGGUCUAUGGAUGGAGGUCAGGCAGAUAAGAACACGGCUCAGGGAAAAGGGUUUAGAAAAGCCUCCCGGAGUAAGUUGGAUUGUUGUUAAAAGCCAGGUCCAUUGUUUCGUUGCUGGAGACACAUCACACCUUCAAUCAGACAUAAUUUAUGCAAGUUUAAAUUCUCUGUCAACCUUGAUUAAAGAAAGUGGAUACAUUCCUGAUCUUCGAUUGGUUUUGCGUGACGAAGAGGGUUAGGUUGAAAGUGGGGUCAUAAUCUUCAGUUUUCCAUACUGCUGAGGGUUGGGAACCUUUUAAUGAUCACUAAGAACUCAAAAAGGCUUUGUGAUGGGUUCCAUUGAUUAAUGUGUCUGUCAUUGUUGGAAGGGAAGAACAUGAAAAAUUUUGCAUCUUUUUUAGGCUUGGUAAACAAUUCCCUCGUGUAUAUAUGUAUUGAGAGUCUGCGACAAAAAUGAAAGAAAGCUUCCAGAUAUGGUUUCUCAAAAGAAUGAAAGCAUCAAUUUCAAAAGAUGGGGAAGGAGCAGUCAAUUUAAGAAGUUUGGUUAUUCCAAGCCGGGAUGGAUUUAUAGUUACCUCAGGCAGAGCAUAAUUGUAAUUUGUUUUUUCAAGAGAAAUUAUUUGAGUCAAAGGCAAAUUCUUAUAGCAAUGAUGCCACAAAUCU